CCAAAAUUUUUAAUUUGGGAAAAAUGUCAAAAAAAAUAAAAAUGAUAGUGGAUAAGGGAUGCUGAUUAACGUCAAAAAAUGCUUACACUUUUCUGCCUUUUUAAAAGAAUGUGCGGGAUAUGCUGCUCUGCAGUACAAGUGGGUGUGGUUGUCACGCUCCAGAACCCAAAUCCGAGGCGCGACAGAUGCCGUGCAUUCGUGAGACGGGUCCCACAAAUGCACAAGACUCGGAACUUACUGAACAAAAUCAGUUUUGAUACCAUAAAAUUUCCAAUUAAAAUCUAACUUACAAGAGUGUGGUGUACAUGUAUCUAAAAUCUAUGUCAAAUCUCAAGUGGCUAGCCUUUUAUCAUGUCACUCCCCUUGAUUUCCGAGUCUCGGGGCACACUACCUGAAAUGGUGGACGAGAAAAACGAGGUGAGAUAAUUUAGUAAG
This is a messenger RNA of Rubroshorea leprosula, 435 nucleotides long. The record is from the annotation of a GenBank genome assembly. NCBI's taxonomy places the organism in Eukaryota, Viridiplantae, Streptophyta, Magnoliopsida, Malvales, Dipterocarpaceae.